Molecule: messenger RNA, 817 nt
Organism: Lactuca virosa
Lineage: Eukaryota; Viridiplantae; Streptophyta; Magnoliopsida; Asterales; Asteraceae
Source: the annotation of a GenBank genome assembly
UUAACCCAUAAAAACUUUUAUCUCAUAUACCCACUACCACUAGUACCAAACAAAACAUACCCACAAACAAAGAAACAUGAAACAAUCCUUCCAAGCCACUUCACUACUCAUCCUUUUCCUUCUCCAACUUCCAAAUCAUGUAACACUUAGCCGAAAGCUAACCACACCCACACCCACACCCACCCCAUGGCCCGAACAAUUCCACGCACUUUUGUAUAUGAACCUAACCUCAACCCACCUCCAACUGAGCGACCUUUGGUAUGACUGGCCCAAAGGUCGCAACGUUAACAUUUUCCAUAAACAACUUGAUGUAGUGCUAUAUGACAUUGAGUGGAGCAAUGGCACGUCUUUUUACUACACAUUUGGUGAGGACGCGCAAUGUUCGGUGGUGGAUUUUGGUGUUGGGAUACCCCGUCCUGACUUUCUUGAUGGGGCGCGUUAUUUGGGGAGGGUAGUGACAGAUGGAUUCUUGUGUGACUUGUGGGAGAAGGUCGACUUUAUUUGGUAUUAUGAAGAUGUGGUCACUAAGAUACCGGUUCGUUGGGACUUUGUUGGUGGGAUUUCUUCGCACGUGAUGACUUGGGAGGUUGGAGCAGUUUUGCCUGAUUCAGUUGUACAAGCGCCCGAAUAUUGUUUUACGAAGUCUGUGAAUAGGAAAACUUUCUUCGCUUAGGAGGCACGAGCAUGAGUUAUAUCUUCUUUUCUGGUUGUCUUAAAAUUAUUUUUAUUGAGUUUUGGUUAUUUAGUAUUAUUUUAUCUUAUUUAUGCUAUUAGUGUUCACAAAUUUCAAGCUACGUAUUUACUCAUAGUUAUAGAC